AUGUCCAGUGCCAUAACAUUUAUUCCAUCCGCCUGCUUCACUUCUACUACCAUUCAACCACAGCCAAACACGCAUGGAAAGAUAGUCAAACUGUCAGCAAUCGACCAGAUCGCUCCAAGAGACUACAUUUCAUCAUGCCUGUUUUUUCCUUUGUCACAGAAUUCGGAUAAGAGACAUAUCUUUCAUCUAUUCGAGCGGGCUCUAGUCAACACGAUCAGUGACAUCCCGGAACUUGCAUGUUCUGUGCGACGGCCCAUCGGAAACGACCGGGAAGAGGUUGAGCUUUUAUUCGAUAGCAAGCAGGGUGCCAGACUCAACUACAGGGAUUACACAGCGCCGGAACUUCGGACUCUAUGGAAGUUCGUUCCGGGUGCAAGUAUUCCGGCGUUGGUACUUCAGUGUAACAUCAUACCUGGGGGCCUUAUACUCGGAACCUGUCUCCAUUUACACGACCGCCAGAGAUGCCACAUGUACAACAGAAGCAUUGGGCAUGUGGCGGGUGAUGGCGUCUGCAACUUUAUCUUGCACAAGACAAUAGGCAUGCACUUGGCUGCCAUUACCAAAGGGCUCGGCCUCCGAACUUUUCCAAUCACGCCUCUUGAUCGAAGCUCAGUUGUUGAGGGUGAACAAGGCGUAGAUCUGGAGAACUUUCCCGACUGGAAGCUCACAGAGACCUCUUCUACUUUCUUGAACCCGACAGAUUACAAAGCUACUGAGGUUCAGUCUGUGGAGCAUGGGAUAUUCUCCAUCUCUGCCGCGAAGCUCUCCCUACUCAAGGAUCAUGUCCUGAAAGGCGCCACAAAUGCGAAGUUGAGCACGACUGAGGCGGUGUGCGCCUUUCUCUGGCGCCAUGUUGUCCUGGCCAGGCAGAUAGACCAUCAUAAAUACCCCGAGGCUAAGCUAUCGAUCACCGUUGACGCGAGAGAGCGAAUGGAAAACCCGCCACUUCCGUCCAAUUAUUGGGGAAACUUUGCAGAGCCGAAUGCGGUCGCCAGAGCAUCUGUUGCUCGCCUACAGAAUGAAGAAGAUGGAGGCAAGGUCUAUGUGGAGUUGGCGACUAGUGUCAAACGAGCCAUUGCUGCUGUCAACAACAAAGCAGUAAGGCGUCUCGUUGGAAUUCUCAAUCAGAUGCCAAAGAGUACCUCCUUGACUUGGAAUGUUGACCGAUACCCUGGUCCAGACAUGCUCAUAGUCUGUCUUCAAGCGCAUAGAUAUAACGACAUUUAUUUCGGGCGUGAUCUUGGAUACCCAUCUGCAUUUCGGGUCACUGUUGGAGACACUGAGGGGAAACCUGACGGCCGUUGCAUUAUCCUACCACCACGUCAUGCUGAAAGCCAUGGUCUGGAGCUGAUUUUGCAAUAUGAUAGUUGCACUUUGGAGAGGCUUGAGAGUAAUCCAGAGUUCAGCAAGUUCUUUGUACGUCGUAACUAG
This is a messenger RNA of Fusarium oxysporum Fo47, 1431 nucleotides long. RefSeq lists its product as uncharacterized. Bases 1 to 1431 code for a protein of 476 amino acids. The transcript is spliced from 4 exons. The record is from RefSeq and is a predicted model, not a curated record. NCBI's taxonomy places the organism in Eukaryota, Fungi, Ascomycota, Sordariomycetes, Hypocreales, Nectriaceae.